AUGAACCGCGUCUCUGUUGAGGCGUCCUUCUUUAAACGACUCUCUUCGGAAGAGAACCUGAUUUACGCCGCCCGCCUCUACGGGAUCUCGGCUCCCGAAGCCGAACGGAAAUCGAAGCAGAUUUUAGAAAGGCUCGGUUUUGAUACAGAUCGGAUGAACGAAGAGAUGGAGCAUUUAUCGCGCGGGAUGCAACAGAAAGUCGCUAUUGCGCGCGCCCUACUCACCACCCCUAUGCUCCUUCUGCUUGAUGAACCAACAACGGGACUUGAUCCGAAAUCCAAGCGAGAUGUGCAAACGUUUAUUGAGGAGAUUCGUCGAGAACGGAAUGCUGUCAUUGUCCUAACGACGCACGAUAUGGUGGAGGCAGAGAGGUUGUGCGACAAGAUCGCAAUUAUCGAUAAAGGACGUUUUAUCGCAGAAGGAACGGUAGAGGAACUCAUCGCCAAGACCUCACUACAGAAUGGCGCACCCGCGACUUUGGAAGACGUGUUUAUUGCGCUAACGGGUAAAGGGAUUGAGGAGGAAGAGUAA
Messenger RNA from Geodia barretti, 531 nucleotides. The record is from the annotation of a GenBank genome assembly. NCBI's taxonomy places the organism in Eukaryota, Metazoa, Porifera, Demospongiae, Tetractinellida, Geodiidae.